AAGCAUCCGUUGUCUGUCAAUGCGCUCAUUUUCGUCAAACUGAAGGCCUAUCGCUCCAGUCCAGCAGGGGGCGGAAGUGCGUCACAUGUUGCUGCGUCUCGCGCAGACUCACGACGGAAGUAGUACAGAGUUUUCUUUCUGCUGCUGUGUGAUUAACGUAUUUCAGAUUUUGAUCAUGAAAGCGCAGGUGGAUGUGGUCUGCUGUAAAUCAGUAGGAACUGAUCUGUCCAUGCUGGAUAUUGAGGAUUUCAUCACAGAAAUCUGUCAGCUGAAGAAAGAGGUGGCUUCACUGGAGGCAAAGCUGAGAGAAAGAGGAGACAAACUGAACAGAGAGGAUUCAGUCUGGAGCGUCAGAGAUCAGAGAUCCAGAGACACACAGGACUCAGAGCUCAGCCUCACUUUACUCUGUUAUACUGACGCUCAGGAUCAUGAAUCCACUGAUCAAACCUCUGACUGUAACGCUGGAGAACAGCAGAUGCUGCAGACGCCGCUGAAGAUGUGCUCCGUCAAACUGGUGGACUGCAGGAACCUGAUCGAGAGCAGAGGAGAAGAAACCACCGCAGAGAAACAACAACAACACACUGAUGAGGAAGAGGAGGAGGAGAAUAAUGGGGAUGAUGAUGAUGAAGAUUUUGUUCCUCCAGAUGUCAAUGGUGGCUCAUCUUCUGAUGGAGAUGAAGAAACACAGCUGCAGACCAAGAGUUUCUCCUGCAGCACCUGUGGAAAAACACUGAGUUCAGAGGGUCAUUUAGCAAGACACGAGAGAACACACACAGAACAGAAAGACUUCAGCUGUAAGAUAUGCAACAUCAGCUUUCCUACAGCAGAAGAGAGGAGACUUCAUUCAAAAGAGCACAGCGGGAAGAAGGAGUUUCACUGUGAACAAUGCGGGAAGGUUUUUUUCAAUCAUUCUAGUCUAAAAGUUCACUUAAAGACUCACGGUGAAAAGUCUUUCCACUGCAGUGAAUGUGGCAAGUAUUUCAGCACCAAAGGAAAUCUUGAUGCUCAUAAGCGAAUCCACACGGGAGAAAGACCAUACAAGUGUCCUCACUGCGAGAAAAGCUUCAAUCACGGAUCUCAUCUGAAGAAACAUGUGCGUUUGCACACCAAUGAGAGACCGUAUCAGUGCAGAGAAUGUGGGAAAGCCUUCACAAACUCAUUCACUCUAAAGUCACACCAGAGAAUCCAUUCAGAUGAGAAACCCUUUCAGUGCAAACACUGCGACAAACGAUUCCGUCAAAGAACAAAUCUGAAUUGUCACGAGAGAAUUCACACCGGAGAGAAACCGUAUCUGUGCGCCCACUGCGGGAAGAGUUUUUCUGAUCCAACUCAUUUCAGGGAACAUAAGCGAAUCCACACUGGGGAAAACCCAUAUCACUGCAGCAUCUGUGGGAAGAGUUUCACACAAAACACUAACUUAAUAAUGCAUCAGAGGAUUCAUACUGGAGAAAGACCGUUUAAAUGCUCACAGUGUGAAAAGAUGUUUGCUCGAUCAGACGUCCUUAAGGUCCAUCAGCGAGUUCAUACAGGAGAGAAACCUUACUCCUGCUCCAUCUGCGGCGAGAGAUUCGCUUAUUUAGGUAGUUUUCAGACCCACCAAAACAAACACCCUAAAGAACAAACUGCUCCAGAAUCAUCAGAGUGACUUUCAUGUCUUGGUCUGUCAGUAAAGGAUUUAUUUCGGCAGUUGCUUUCAUAAUUCAUGCCAUGAGAUAUAUGACAGUAACACCAUACACAUGAUGAUUUGAAUGUAAAACAUGAACCGUAUGAUAUAGAUCUGGAGCUAUUCCACACCAAAGAGUGCCUGUUUUGUUUUUAUAUAUAUAACUUUGGUCUCAAACUCAUUUCCUGGAGGGCACAGCUUAGUUUAGCUCCAGUUUAGCUCCAACCCAAUUCAAACACACCUGAUCCAGCUAAUCAAGCUCUUCAGGAUCACUAGAAACUCCCAAGCAGUUGUGAGUUGGAGCUAAACUCUGCAGACCUGUGGCUCUCCAAGAAUUGAGCUUGAAAAAAUGUUCUAAUUUACUUCCAAUUAACUAUCAAAUAAAGUCUGAAGAUACUC
Molecule: messenger RNA, 2062 nt
Organism: Carassius auratus (goldfish)
Lineage: Eukaryota; Metazoa; Chordata; Actinopteri; Cypriniformes; Cyprinidae
Product: zinc finger protein 501-like
Exons: 4
Coding region: 86-1645 (519 amino acids)
Biological process (GO): regulation of transcription by RNA polymerase II
Cellular component (GO): nucleus
Molecular function (GO): RNA polymerase II cis-regulatory region sequence-specific DNA binding; DNA-binding transcription activator activity, RNA polymerase II-specific
Source: RefSeq, a predicted model, not a curated record